GCUGGGGAACGAGAGGAGCAUCCAUGCCCCUCUCGGGACCAGGAAGGUCCUCAGUCCCUCCCCCUGGAGGUUCUGUAUCAGAAGAUAAAUAUAUUGGUGGAUUUCCUGCUCCAAAAGUAUAGUAUUAAGGAAAUGACCACCAGGGCAGAAAUCCUUCACUGUGUCCUGAAGGAUCACUGGGAGCACUUCCCUCUGAUCUUUGCAAAAGUCUGUGAUUGCUUGUACAUGCUCUUUGGCGUUGAUGUGAAGGAAGUAGAUCCCCCCGGGUGCAUAUAUUCCCUUGACCCUGUCCUGGGUCUCACCUAUAAUGAGCGAAAUGGUGAUGACUACCGCAGUGCCAAAAGCAGCAUCUUGAUCUUGAUUAUCACCACCAUCUUCAGGAAGGGCAACCGAGCCAGUGAGAAAGUUAUCUGGCUUGAACUCAGCAGGAUGGGGGUGUUUGAUGGGAGGGAGCACGCAGUCUAUGGGGAGCCCAGGAAACUCAUCACUGAGGACCUGGUGGAGGAAGGGUAUCUAGAGUAUCGCCAGGUGCCCAAUAGCAAUCCCGCUCGCUAUGAGUUCCUGUGGGGCCCAAGGACCCACGCUGAAACCAACAAGAUGGAGGUCCUGGAGCAUUUGGCUAAGGUCAAUAAGAGAGAUCCGUGGUCCUACCUCCGUCUCUAUGAGGAGGCUUUCAGAGAGCAGCAAGAGGCUCUCCAUGCACAACGUGUGGGCCACUGAGGGGCAAGGUGCAG
Fukomys damarensis (Damara mole-rat) is the source of this 734-nucleotide messenger RNA. Its product is annotated as melanoma-associated antigen 10. The coding region runs from base 133 to 720 and encodes 195 amino acids. The transcript has a single exon. The record is from RefSeq and is a predicted model, not a curated record. Gene Ontology annotation, cellular component: nucleus. Lineage: Eukaryota; Metazoa; Chordata; Mammalia; Rodentia; Bathyergidae. Gene Ontology annotation, biological process: negative regulation of transcription by RNA polymerase II.